This is a messenger RNA of Dentiscutata heterogama, 269 nucleotides long. NCBI's taxonomy places the organism in Eukaryota, Fungi, Glomeromycota, Glomeromycetes, Diversisporales, Gigasporaceae. The record is from the annotation of a GenBank genome assembly.
AUGAUACAAGAUAUGCAACGACAUCGCAAGCCCCGAAUAUGCUACGAAUGUCGAAGACUGGGGCAUAAUGCUCGUUCAUGCCCACACCAAACCCAGAGAAAAGAAUCGAAUAACGAUGAAUACGAAAUAGGAGCAACCAAAGUGGAACAAAAAGUUGAUAGAGGAAAUAAGGAAAAUGAUGAUCAAGGAGUAAGUGAAUUUGUAGAUGUUAGGAGCAUUAAAAUAAUUAAGGAUGAUGAUGAAGGAAAGAAAAAUGAGAUUAUUAAUAA